Molecule: messenger RNA, 4508 nt
Organism: Nanorana parkeri
Lineage: Eukaryota; Metazoa; Chordata; Amphibia; Anura; Dicroglossidae
Gene: MRC2
Product: mannose receptor C type 2
Exons: 30
Coding region: 47-4450 (1467 amino acids)
Molecular function (GO): signaling receptor activity
Source: RefSeq, a predicted model, not a curated record
CUCACCCCUGCAUCCUUCUGCAGGAGAGCUGGAGCUUAGUAUUAGAAUGUAUCUCUGCUGCCGGCAUCUAGUUAUCUCUCAUUGGGUUACCCUCUUUAUAAAAUGCACCUUCUUGGUCUUUAUCACUGAUCUUCAGCUUGCCAUUGCCAACACAGACCCAGAAUCAUUCCUGGUGUACAGUCCUGAUGCUGAAGGAUGUCUGGAAGCUCAGGAAGACACGGUUCAACUGACAAGACCGUGCCAGUCCAACUCACCGGCACAGCAAUGGCUUUGGGUGUCCCGCCGCCGGCUCUUCAAUUUGGGCACUCUAAGGUGUCUGUUGGUACCGUCUGCAUCCAACAGCACAUCCACUGCCAUCUCCACCUAUCAAUGUGAUGAGAACUUUUACUUUAUCCGCCGCUGUGAGACUUUGCUGGAGCAGCUGACUGCUGCGCUACUUCCGCGGACCUCCAAUGCCACUGGAUUGCAGCAACCGCCUGCCAAAACGUCCGGACAGUGGUUGCUAUUUGGAACAGACAAAAGUAUCUGUUCCUCCGUGUUUCAGGAUAUUUACACUAUACAAGGGAACUCCAAUGGACGGCCCUGUGCUAUACCUUUCAAGUACGACAACCAGUGGUUUUAUGGCUGCACAAGCACGGGGCGAGAGGAUGGCCAUCUCUGGUGUGCAACCACUGUUGACUAUGGCAAAGAUGAAAAGUGGGGUUUCUGCCCUGUAAAAAGUGCGGACUGUGAGACUUUCUGGGACAAGGAUCCACUUACCCACAGCUGCUACCAGUUUAAUUUCCAGUCGGCACUUUCAUGGGGCGAGGCUUGGACCAGUUGCCUUCAGCAAGAUGCUAAUCUCCUCAGUAUCAAUGAGAUACACGAGCAAACAUACAUAAAUGGGCUCCUGACUGGAUACAGUUCCACUUUAUGGAUAGGACUAAAUGAUCUUAACGUUAAUGGUGGCUGGCAGUGGUCAGACGGCUCUCCAUUAAAAUACCUGAACUGGGAAAAUGAUCAGCCGAGCAAUUCAGAAGAAGAAAACUGUGCGGUUAUUCGGACGGAGUCCUUGGGUGCCUGGCAAAACCGUAACUGCUAUAAUGCCCUACCUUACGUAUGUAAGAAAAGCUCCAAAAGAAGUCUUCCUAUCGUAGAACCCAUCGAACCAGAUGUGGUUGUGCAGUGCGAUCCUGGAUGGCAGAGUUAUGGCAUUAACUGCUACCGUUUAAACAAUGAGAAGAGGAGCUGGCAAGAGGCUAGAAAAACGUGUGUGCGGAGUGAGGGGAACCUUGCCAGCAUUCAAAGCCUGCUGGAGCUAGAAUUCAUUACCAAGCAGAUUAAACAAGAUGUGGAAGAGUUGUGGAUUGGGCUCAAUGACAUCAAGCAUCAGAUGAGCUUUGAAUGGUCAGAUGGGAGUGCUGUUACCUUUACGUCUUGGCAUCCUUUUGAGCCCAACAACUUUAGGGACAGCAUGGAAGAUUGUGUGACUAUAUGGGGACCGGAGGGAAAAUGGAAUGACAGUCCAUGCAACCAGACCUUGCCAUCAAUCUGUAAGAAGCCUGGAUUAGUCACACAAGGGAGCUCUGAAGACAAUAAUGGGUGCCAAAAGGGCUGGAGUUGGCACAGUCCCUCUUGCUACUGGUUGAGUGACGACCAAAUGACGUACAAUGAAGCUAUCAAGUCAUGUUCUGACCGCAGCGCUAGACUGGUCAAUGUGCAGAACAGGUUUGAGCAGGCAUUUGUUAACAGUCUUCUGUAUGGAUCAGACAGAAGCUAUUACUGGACAGCACUGCAGGAUCUGAACCGCACUGGUGUAUUUACUUGGUACAAUGGCGAUGAAGUGACUUACACCCACUGGAACCGGGAUGAGCCGGGCUAUGAUAAAGGGGGAUGUGUUGUGUUGGCUACAGGACGCUCUCUUGGUCUUUGGGAGGUAAAGGACUGCGUUACAUUCAGAGCAAAGUACAUCUGUAUGCAGAGCCUGAUCCCAAUGACCCCUCUGUUACCUGCAGCUCGACCCACACCCAGCCUUAACGGAAGCUGCCCAGAUAGCUGGAGCUCUGCACCAAAUCUAAGGCAUUGCUACAAGGUUUAUCAUUCAGAGAAGCUGCAAGAGAAAAAGUCUUGGAUUUCAGCGCAGCAGUCCUGUCGAGAGAUUGGGGCUCAGCUGCUCAGUGUCUCCAGUGUGGCAGAAGAACACUAUGUGGCUCAUUUACUGAACAAAAUAUUUGGUGAAUCGGACCCUGAAAGUCAUGAGCAGAACUGGUUUUGGAUUGGUCUGAACCGUAGAGAUCCCAGCGGUGAUCAGAGUUGGAUCUGGAGUGAUGGACAGGGGUAUUCCUAUCACAACUUUGACCGCAGCUAUCAAGACAAUGAUGAUAUAAGAAGGUGUGUGGUGUUGGACCUGUCGUCUUUGCAGUGGGUGGCAAUUGAGUGCGACUCUCAGAUGGAUUGGAUAUGCAAGCUGCCAAAAGGAACAGACCUCAAAGAGCCAGAAGUUCCAAAAGGAAACACAGAGUGGAUCAAAUUUGAGACUGCAGAGUAUAAAUUGUUUGAGCAUCGAUCCACAUGGCUACAGGCUCAGAGGAUCUGCACUUGGUUUCGGUCUGAGCUAGUGUCUGUUCACAGUCCGGCAGAGUUGGACUUCCUAAUGCAAAACCUACAGAAGAAUCUCCGGGUGCAGGAGCAGCACUGGUGGAUUGGACUGCACACGUAUGAAAAUGACGGGAGAUUCAGAUGGUCAGACAAGACUGUACUCAAUUUCGUAAACUGGGCUCCUGGUCGGAUAGGCCGUAUUUCCAGGGAGAAGAAAUGUGUGUAUAUGACAGCAGUUAGAGGAGAAUGGGGUGAUCAGAAAUGCGUAACUGCUCUGCCUUAUAUAUGUAAACGGACCAACAGCACAGUGCCACCACCCACCUUACCUCCGCUCUCCCCACCCAGUGUGGGCGGCUGCCCUAAGACUUGGCUGCCAUUCAUGAACAAGUGUUUUGGUGUGAGAGCAGAUCGUAAGGUUGAAAUGAAGACAUGGCAACAAGCUCGAGAUGCCUGCAAAGUCGUAAAUGGAGAGAUCGCCACAAUUGACAACUACUUAGAACAGGCUUUCAUUACAUCCAUACUUCCAAGUAUUACCUCUGACCUUUGGAUUGGUCUUCACAAUGGACGACAAAUAUUCCAAUGGGAAGAGGGUCAGCCUCUGGCAUAUGUGAACUGGGCACCAGGGUCGCCAUCCAGAGAGAGCUCUUCUAAUGUCAAGAUGGUUAGCUGUGCUGCAAUCUGGCAUGGACUUCAACCACAGUUCACGGGGCGAUGGGAUGACAAACUUUGUUCAGAGAAGCAUGGAUACAUCUGCCAGAUCAGCAAAGUGCCCUCUUUGAGCCCAGCACCCGAUCCGUUUCCAUUUCCACCUAGUACCAGGCUCCAGUACAGGAACAGCUCCUACCUCAUUCUGCAGAAACCAAUGUCAUGGAUUGAAGCCCGUCUGCUGUGCGAGACUCGUAAUGCCACCUUAGCGAGCAUCCCAGACCCCUUCCAACAGGCAUAUCUGACCCUUGCAGUAACCGGGCAGAAGACCCCUCUGUGGAUUGGGCUGUCAAAUGAAGAGGGUGGCCGAUCCUACGCUUGGCUAACAGACGAUGGGAUUUCAUACACCAACUGGAGGGAUGGAGAACCUCAACGCCUUAGUGGCUGUGUAUACAUGGAUGCUCAGGGAACAUGGAGUACAGCAAACUGUGAUCAGAAACUACCUGGAGCAAUCUGCAACUACGACAGUCAAUCUACCAAAAGCCAUAAGUGGAGCUUUAACAACAGCUGUCCCAACUCAAUAGGUGAUUCCUCAUGGAUCCCAUUCCGUGACUACUGCUACUCCUUCCACAUGGAGGUCAACAUUAGCCAGAAGGAUGCCACCAAAACAUGCCAGAAAGCUGGUGGUGACGUUCUGACCAUCGUAGAUGAGACAGAAAACCUUUUCGUCUGGGAGCACCUGCAGACAUUUGAAAGCCAGAUACAAGGAGCCUGGCUUGGCAUGUCCUUCAGUAUGAAAGAAGGCUCCCUAUUGUGGAAUGAUAACACGCCGGUGAAUUACUCAAACUGGGGUCAGCAAGAUUCAGGUCCCAGCUUGCUGAGUCCAAAUUCCUGUUACUGGAUUGAAGGCAGCAGUGGAGUAUGGGGUCUGGGUUCUUGUACCAAUAUCAGAAAGGGAGUUAUAUGCAAACUGUCUAGAGCGGAGGAAGACACCGUUGCAAAGUCUAUUUUACCACCGCACAGCACGGCAGUGGCAAUAGUCGUCCUCUCAACCUUUGCCCUUUGCAUCUUUGUGGUUGUAAUCAUCUACCUGUACCGGCGCAGAAAACUUGCGGCUGAGCAAGGAGCAUUCGAAAGUGCAAGAUACAGCCGUGCCAAUACUGCCCCGGGAGGAUCAGCUGAUAAGAACAUACUUGUGUCAGACAUGGAAAUGAACGAGCAGGAAUAAGACAGGGUUAAAGUGACGUCAUGUUAAAAUACAAAGCAGAGGGGUUGGGUCGUUUAAG